Molecule: messenger RNA, 2989 nt
Organism: Eremomyces bilateralis CBS 781.70
Lineage: Eukaryota; Fungi; Ascomycota; Dothideomycetes; Eremomycetales; Eremomycetaceae
Exons: 2
Coding region: 123-2615 (830 amino acids)
Cellular component (GO): nucleus
Molecular function (GO): DNA-binding transcription factor activity, RNA polymerase II-specific; transcription cis-regulatory region binding
Source: RefSeq, a predicted model, not a curated record
GAGCUGUGCAGCCACUGUACGACUCGAUUUAUACCAGGAUUAAUAUCCACAUACCCCGUCUCUAAGAAAAUCUCCGAAUCGCUCCUACCUGUUUGGACCUCCAGAUUGGAACCAUUAUCACCAUGGCGCCUGGUCGAAGCGACCAAUUCGACGAUGAGCCCGACGAGCCCGUCGUCUCACAGGCCAGCGAACCACCCACUCACCCCCUUCCUGCUAUGCAAGGACCCUUCGAAGAAUCCAUUGUCGAGUCAAUCGAAGAACCGCGUGAACCAGCCGACACGAAGUUCGACAACGCGAACCCCAAAGAGCGAUGGAUGCGAACGCUCGAACGCGAUGACUGGAACGGAUCGUACAAUUUCCAAUGGCGCAACAAGUCGAGUCGGCGAUACCAUCCGCUAUGGAAGUUGAUGGCGCAGAUCGUGUUCGGGAUCCACCUUCUACAAAAUCAGCUGGCGAAGAGUGAUGAUGAGGUCCUAAAGAUCCUGCAAGUGCAUUUGAAUGAGAUCGACAUGUUCAUUGUGCGCACGACGGAGGACUUUGAGACGGCCGCGGCGGAUAUCAAGGAGAGGGUGAGCUUGUUGAAGCUGCCUUUGCAGCAUACGGGGAUGUUUGACCGGAUGCUGGAUGACCGACAUUUCCGUGCGUCGAUCAUUCGGGGCAACGAGAGUAUCUACAAGAUUGUGGACCGGUCUGCGAGGGCGAUGAAUGAUUUGCUCGUGGAUGUGAACAACGGGCUUGAGGCGACCAGUGUCCUGGCAAAGUUUCUGGAGCAACUUGGCGACGACUGGCAUGGGAAUGAUGAGACUCUAUUGGAGGUAUACACGUCUAUGUGCGGGAAUGCGGAAGGAUGGUUCAUGGCAUUCAAAGAGCUGGAGAAGGCCGGGAAUGGUCUGGGUGUCUUGCUGGUACAGCUGGGAAGCCUUGUCAACGAGAUGUCAAAGCGUGUUGGUGUCGCUAGUAGGAGAAGUAUUUUCUCGCAUCGCUCUGGUUCGGAUGGGAACGCUAGCCCCUGGUCCCAGAGCUCACCUCCGCAAUCUCGAGGGACUAGAACUCCAAGCUACGACAAGCCACUUCCCCAGAAACCCGACCAACAAGAUAGCGCGGUUCAGAACGCUCACCCCGUUCGCAGGGAUUCUAUCCCUUUGGAAAAACGAUUCGAAAAUCCGCGAAAGCAGCCCCAACCCCCCGAGCGCAUAUCGUCAGCACAACAGCCAGGGCAAGAACUAGCCCCUAGCCCUCAACGGAACACCAAAGAGCUGGUUGAAUUCUUCCGUCCCAAUGCCCUCGUUCGGGGCCCCGGACAUGCGCAGCGAGAACCGCCGAAAACUGCACCAGAACGUGCAGCUACUCGCGACGCCCUUGAAACGGGUCACGAAUCCGAUACACCAACGGCAAAACCCAAACGAAAGCCAUCAAAACUUCGCAAGAAAUCCCAUGACAUGCUUCGAAAGGUGUCGCAACGCAAGGCACAAGUGCCCCCAACUAUUGCUACUGCCACUUCUCCUACAAUUGCCCCGGAUUCUGCAUAUUCGUCUGGCUCUGAUUAUGCCCAAAUGCAGGCAAUCGCACGAGCGAGUGCCGAAAGCUCAGCGCAACUAAAGAAUCCAGCGUCACCGCCGGCGGCGAACAAGUUGGCGAGCCCUUUCCAGCCAUCGUCUGUGCAAUCCACGAAUCGCAACAGCACCAGUGCGACGCCAAUUGCACUCCACCCCGCGAACACCACGAACAACACGACAGCACAGACUUCCCGCGCUGUCUCUCACGCCGAAGCCCCAGCUCCAGCAUCCUCUAAUCAAGACAGCAAUAUCUCCAAUAAGCCCCCCUCCAACUCCUCCCGCCCAUCGACUCCCACACCAACCUCACAACCGGCCCAGGCAAACCAACCAGACCGCUCGGCCACUAGCUCCCCUUCCCCAAGCCAACCCUACCCCACACGCACCAGCAGCGUCCGUGUUCCUCCUAACCACCCCAUCAUGACCCCCCCAUCUCCCCACGUCACCGCGUCCGCAAUCGCGAGCCCACAAACCACCCGUCCCGCAACACCCAGCACACCCCGCCUUGCGCUAUUCCCACGCCCCUCCACGCCUCGUCGGACGGUUAGCCAGGAUAGCACUUCGGGGGUGGCGACGACGCCGAGGCAUGAAAAGGCAACGGUCGGAGGAAGUGCGUUGAGGAAGGAAGUAGGGAAGGAUAGUCCUGGCAAAAUGAACGCGAGAGAGGAGUCUGGGACGAAGCAAACGCAGUUCGAUGACACGCUGUUUGGGAGCAUGACAGCGACGGCGGAGCCGGGAUCGCGCGCGGUAUUCCAGGAAGGUGGAGCGAGCGCAAAUGGGAGUGGGGAUAGAGGCGGGACGAGUCCGGUGAUUGGGUCUAGGAAGGAUAGGAGUGGAAUUGUGAGUAAGAAUGGUGGGAACGCGAGUAGGGACGCGGAGAAGAGCGCGACGAACGGGUACGAGACGCCGAGUCCUAAAGACGCAGGGCACAUGAGGAAGAGGGGCAGCUUGAGCUCGAUCAAGCGCAUCUUUUCUAGGAGGAAGAAAGAGGAGGUUGUAGGCGGCGGUUAUGGAACGGUGGGGAGGGGCAUCGGGUUGGAUGAAGUGGCGGAGGGUGUUUGAGGCUUCUUUAAUUCCUCCUGAACGCCAUGUCAAGACUGUUUUGAUUGCUAGGGGGGCUUUUGGGAGGGACGGAUCUUGUUUCCACCUCCCCGAUUUUGGCCUGUCCUAUCGACGCCUUUGUUUCUCUAUAUGCGCGCUUGGACAUGAUGGCCGAGUUGAACGAAAAGCGAUGGUUUUUGCUUCAGCACUUCCUGGGGGUUUCAAGUCGAUUUCUUCUCUUCUCAGUCUUCUUGUCCGACUAUACCCCCUAUUGCGUUGGCGUUUGUUCUGAUGAAUUGGAAGACCCCUGAUGAUGUCGCCGCUAUGAGCGGAAUGAACCACGCAGCCUCGUUAGCUUUAUAUGAGGAUUAGGUGUUCAACGAUCCAUCACUUGA